GUUUAAUAAACCAAUUUAAUCGAACAAAUUUGUUUCUGUUUUAUCACAUUUAUUAAACGUUAACACGUGGCUUUUUAUUGUGAUUUUGUGAUAUUUUGAUCUUGUGAUUUUGUUACUUUGUGAACCAUUUUGAAAAUUUUGAAGAUUUUGGAACCUGAAGUUAUUAAAAAUUUGCCAAUAUGAUUUCUGUCCCCGACGAAUUAAAGAAAAAAUUAACAGCGUGUCGAAGAAGCGUAUCUCGAUUGACCGAUUGGAGAUGGGAUAUUGAACGGGCAGAAGCUUUGCGUACAGAAUUGAGGGCUUUGAACGAUGAAUUGUUUGAUUUGAUUCCAGAAAAUGAAGAAGUUCCAUCAGAAAUUGAAGAAAAAGUAGAAUAUUACAACGUGAAACUGGAUCGUUAUAUAAAUCGAUUGAAGUCACCAGUUUCUAGCUUUUCGUCAUCUUCAAUUCGUAAUGACAAUGCGAUGUCUUUAGAUGAAUCUUCUAGUUCUAUGGUACGUAACGAACAUAUAAAUGUAAAUCUGGAUGCUGAGGAUGGCGAUAAUGUGUCUCACGGUGGUCGUGUUAAUAAUUCGGAUGAUUCACAUGAUUCUGUGCUACCUAAUGAUCUUGGACAGAAUUUUGCUAAUUUAUCGCUUUCGAAUACUUAUCGUCCGAUAAAAACUGAUCAGUUGCCUAGUUUCGAUGGAAAAUAUGCGAAUUGGAAUUCGUAUAAAAUUAUGAUCGAAAAUUUAUUGAUUAAGAAUGAUAUGAUUUCGGAGGAUUUAAAAAAAUCUAUGCUAUUGAAAACUGUGAAAAACGAACCGGAACGUAUAAUGUCAAUUUUAAUUGGUCAACGAUUGUCUUUAACAGAAAUUUGGUCUAAAAUCUGUGCAAAAUUUAAUGAUCCUCAGCGGGCCAUUUUGGAAAUAAAAAACGAUUUGAAAUUGAUACCAAAAAUUGAAUCUGAAAAUGAA
Dermatophagoides pteronyssinus (European house dust mite) is the source of this 956-nucleotide messenger RNA. RefSeq lists its product as uncharacterized. Lineage: Eukaryota; Metazoa; Arthropoda; Arachnida; Sarcoptiformes; Pyroglyphidae. The record is from RefSeq and is a predicted model, not a curated record.